Lathyrus oleraceus (garden pea) is the source of this 906-nucleotide messenger RNA. RefSeq lists its product as uncharacterized. Bases 139 to 651 code for a protein of 170 amino acids. NCBI's taxonomy places the organism in Eukaryota, Viridiplantae, Streptophyta, Magnoliopsida, Fabales, Fabaceae. The transcript has a single exon. The record is from RefSeq and is a predicted model, not a curated record.
CAUUACUAUUAUUACUUGUUUAAUUUAUUUAUCAUAACGCGUAGAGUGAGACCAGAGUGUACAAUAUAAGCCAAAAAAACAGAACAAAAUGAAAACAUAGUAACAAAAACAAAAACAAAAACACCAAAACCAAUUCCAAUGGCUUCUUCUAGGAAGAGUUUUCUUUCAAGAUCAAGUUACAUUUUUCCAACAUCCUCAGAGAUAGAGACAAAUUUAAACACAAAAUCAUCGGAAGCAACUGAGUUCGAGCUCGAUGAAGCUGAUGUAUGGAACAUGUCAUGUUCAAAUUCCGACCACAUGACAGAAUCAAAAAAGUGUGUGCUACCAGGUUUGAAGAGAGUUUCUAGAAAAAUGGAAUCCAAUAACCGAGUUAACCCUAUAGGUACAUCUUCUUUACCGAUGAAUAUACCAGAUUGGUCAAAGAUUUUGAAAGAUGAAUACAAGAAGAAGAAGAAGAACAAAGAGAGUAGUGAUGAUGAUGAAGAUGAAGAAGGCUAUGAUGGAGAAAUUCGUUUACCUCCUCAUGAGUAUCUUGCUAGAACUAGAGGAGCUUCUCUUUCAGUCCAUGAAGGGAAAGGAAGGACUUUGAAAGGUAGGGAUUUGCGUAGUGUUAGGAAUGCUAUUUGGAAGAAAGUUGGUUUUGAAGAUUAAUCUAUAUUUCAACUGACAGAAGCCGAUAUUAUUACGUUGAACAUCAUUACCAGAAUUGGAACUCUGUAUUCUCACAUCUGUGUGCGUGAGUUAGUUUGUAGUGAUUAUUAUCUUUCGUCUAUCUAUAAAAGAUGAUCUUCCUUUCAUUUUGAGUGUCUAAGUGUUUUUAUUAACUUUUAGGAUUUGGAUCACUCAUCAUGCUUGUAUAUUGUAAUUAACUAUAUUAAUCUUUUUAUGUUUAAUCUUUUGUGGCCA